AUGGACCGGAGGCCCUGUCAGCGCUGGGUUACUUCAAAGGAUGUCCUAUGCAACUCGCACUACUACCCGCACGAUGGUUCUCGUCGCCCCUGGCGGGCCACUUCUUGGUCUCGGUUUCCCCGCCAAUGCUCUUGCUUGGCCCUCCGGAAACAAGUGGCUUUCUCGGUGCUGUUGGUAUGGAUCGAUCAGACGCCUCUCUAUCUCCCCAAGAAACAAAAAGGACAUUUUUAUUUUUAG
Seminavis robusta is the source of this 237-nucleotide messenger RNA. The record is from the annotation of a GenBank genome assembly. Lineage: Eukaryota; Bacillariophyta; Bacillariophyceae; Naviculales; Naviculaceae.